AUGGUGCGCAAACUCAAGCACCACGAAUCGCGGCUGCUGCGCAAGGUCGACCUGAUCAGCUACAAGUCGGAUGGGCAUAAGGCGUCUCACCGCGAAGCCGAAGUCCGGCGCCGCUACCACCUGACCCAGCCGCUCGACUACAGCAAGUACAACGUGUUGUGCGGCCGGUUGCGACAACUGGCCCACAUGCUGUCCAACCUCGACCCCACGGACCCCUACCGCGUCGAGAUGGAGACGGUCAUGCUGGAAAAGUUGCAUCAGCUCGGCGUCCUGAAACAGAGUCGCGGCCAAGGGGCCGGGCUGAGCAGCGUAGAGAAGGACAUCACCGUGUCGGCCUUCUGCAGACGUCGACUCGGCGUGGUCAUGGUGCGCAUCGGCAUGGUCGAGCAUGUCAGCACCGCCCACAAGUUUGUCGAGCAAGGUCAUGUGCGCGUCGGCACCGAGGUCGUCACCGACCCGGCGUUUUUGAUCUCCAGAGGCAUGGAGGACUUCGUCACCUGGGUGGACGGCAGCAAGGUCAAGAGGCAGGUGCUGCAGUAUCGCGACAAGCUGGACGAUUUCGAUUUGUUGUGA
This is a messenger RNA of Capronia epimyces CBS 606.96, 573 nucleotides long. RefSeq lists its product as uncharacterized. The record is from RefSeq and is a predicted model, not a curated record. The transcript has a single exon. Gene Ontology annotation, molecular function: rRNA binding; snoRNA binding; structural constituent of ribosome. Gene Ontology annotation, biological process: rRNA processing. NCBI's taxonomy places the organism in Eukaryota, Fungi, Ascomycota, Eurotiomycetes, Chaetothyriales, Herpotrichiellaceae. Gene Ontology annotation, cellular component: Mpp10 complex; small-subunit processome; small ribosomal subunit. Bases 1 to 573 code for a protein of 190 amino acids.